Trichogramma pretiosum is the source of this 1939-nucleotide messenger RNA. RefSeq names its product glutathione hydrolase 1 proenzyme-like. Gene Ontology annotation, molecular function: glutathione gamma-glutamate hydrolase. The transcript is spliced from 10 exons. NCBI's taxonomy places the organism in Eukaryota, Metazoa, Arthropoda, Insecta, Hymenoptera, Trichogrammatidae. Gene Ontology annotation, biological process: glutathione catabolic process. Gene Ontology annotation, cellular component: plasma membrane. The record is from RefSeq and is a predicted model, not a curated record. The coding region runs from base 308 to 1804 and encodes 498 amino acids.
AUAUGUAUAGCACAAGCAGUGUUGCAGGUUUACUGUUUAGGUAUAGAUAGGCAAAACAAACCCACGCGCUCUGAUUGUUGCUUUCAGAUUUUAUUUGAACAUAAAAUAAAAAUAAUAAGCGAAAGUGGGAGAUGUGGAAAAAACGUCCUCGCCCGUUUUUUACAAACACUGGUCAGACAAGCGAUUAACGGUUCUUUGAAAAAGUUCGAUGACACUUCGAUGUGUGUGCAGCAAGUCAAGCGUCUAAAUAGCACAUGUGCAUCGUUACUUUGCUUGAGAAUGAACUAACAGUGACUGACUAUUUACCAUGAUGAAUUACAUUAGACAAACUCCGAGUGAAGAAUGUCCAUUGACAAAAGAAAAGGCAAAUUGGUCUUUAAAUGACUGUUGUGGCUUUCGAGCCAUUAUAUGUUCAUUCAUAGGCCUAACAUUUGUUAUAACACUUGCCCUGGUUCUUCAAUUAGUUUAUGAUGAUGAUGCAUUUCAGGGAAAUUUAAACAUCCAUGGUGCAGUUGCUACAGAUUACACUAACUGUUCUCAAAUUGGGACUAAAAUCUUGAGGAAAGGUGGAAAUGCAUUAGAUGCUGCUAUAGCUGCUACACUUUGUAUGGCUGUAGUAGCUCCACAUAAAGCUAGCCUUGGAAGUGGAGGCUAUAUUAUGAUAUACAAUCAUAAAGACCAAGAAGAACCAAUAAUUAUAGAUUUUUUAAAUAAUCUUAUACCAGAUGAAUUUGAAAAGAAUAAAAUUAGAAUUCCAGCUCUACUUCGAGGAUUGGAAUAUGCUCAUAAAUAUAUUCAAGGAAAAUUACCUUGGCAAGAUCUUGUUGAACCAUCAAUUAACUUAGCAAAAAAUGGAUUUGAAAUUUCAAGAGAUUAUGCUAAUGAAGCUACAAAAAAUAGCGAUCUUGGAAGUUUUGGAUCAUCUAAUGCCGGUGAAAUUCUGAAAAUACCUAAACUGGCUUCUACUUUACAGAUUGUGUCACAAUUUGGAGCCGACGCUUUUUACAACGGAACUCUUAGUUCUAGAAUCUUAUCAAAUUACACAAAUAAUGACAAGUUAUUCAAUGAGCUUGCCAGCUAUGAACCAAGCAUUAUGAAAGCUGAAAAAUCAAUCCUGUCUCAGUUUGCAAUAUUUUAUCCGUCUACUACAAAUUAUGCCCAACCAAUCAUUGAAGAAAUGAAUAAAUUGAACAUUUCAAAAGAAAAUGCUUCUUCAAUUGAGUCAGAAAUUAAAACUGCUGAAACGAUUAUUAAACUGAUGCGUCAAUUAAAUAAUCCUUAUAUCAAAUACACUGAAGCAAGAAAAUAUACAGGAGUAUCUGCUGUAGACUGGCAAGAUACAUACGUUACAGUUAUUACGGGUUUAGGCUCACAUUUUGAUGUGAACUAUGAGACUGAAGCUGGAUUUGCUUUUGAUAGUAUCACAAACCAGGAUGCUUUGUUAUCAUUUACACCAAUAAUUUUUCAUGAUGAAACAGCUGUAUGUGGUUUACGUGGUGUUUUUAGUUCUGAUGAUGCUAUAGUGGCUGGACAAAUUUUAUAUAAUUUGAUUUUACGUUCAAUGAAUGUUUCACUUGCUAUAGAAUAUGCGAGGUAUUACGUUUUAUCUGAUGGUAUUGCUGUUGAAAAAGAUGAACGACAAUCAAGUAAUAGACUUUUACAUGACAGUUUACUAGCAAUAGAUAAAACAUCUACAACUGAUGUUGAAAUGAUAAUGAAAAGUGUGAAUGUGAUAAUAAAAAGAAAAAAUUUGAUCAGUGGUCACUCUGAUAGUAGAGGUGAUGGUCUAGCAUCAAGAUUUUAAAAAAUAACAUUUAUAAACUGGUAAAAACCAUGUGUAAAUACUUAGAAAUGACUGUAAAUAAAUACAAACGUUUUGUACAAAAAUUGAUACAAUGUAAGAAAAAGUUAUGUAAUUGAAGAAACUCAAUGAAGUGAU